Conger conger (European conger) is the source of this 1674-nucleotide messenger RNA. It is a transcript of the gene crebl2, whose product is annotated as cAMP responsive element binding protein-like 2. Gene Ontology annotation, molecular function: DNA-binding transcription factor activity. The record is from RefSeq and is a predicted model, not a curated record. The transcript has 3 exons. Gene Ontology annotation, biological process: regulation of DNA-templated transcription. NCBI's taxonomy places the organism in Eukaryota, Metazoa, Chordata, Actinopteri, Anguilliformes, Congridae. Gene Ontology annotation, cellular component: nucleus. Bases 251 to 616 code for a protein of 121 amino acids.
UUCUGACGUAGCUCAUAACAGGAAAUGACGAAUAUGGCAGCAGUUAGCUAGUUAGCUUCCUGGCUAGAUGCUAAAAACAUUGGGAAGAACUCUUGUUGCUAUGAAGAGUCGCUGGAUGAUAUAAACUGACCGAAUUGCUUUUUUUGUUAGCGAGUGUAAUUACUAUUUUCUAACAGAACUCUAUUCAGCUUGUUUAUUUUGUUGAUUUGAGAGCUAACACUGGCUAUUUACAUUACUUGACCAGUCCAAAAUGGAUGACAGCAAGGUGGUCGGCGGGAAGGUGAAGAAGCCGGGGAAGCGGGGGCGCAAGCCGGCCAAAAUCGACCUGAAGGCCAAGCUGGAGCGCAGCCGGCAGAGCGCGCGCGAGUGCCGGGCCCGCAAGAAGCUGCGCUACCAGUACCUGGAGGAGCUGGUGUCCAGCAAGGAGAGGGCCAUCUGCGCCCUGCGCGAGGAGCUGGAGAUGUACAAGCAGUGGUGCUCUGCGAUGGACCAGGGGAAGAUCCCGUCAGAAAUAAAAGCUCUCCUCACAGGGGACGAUCACAAAACCACCCAGAGCACCAGCAAGACCACGAAAAGCCCAAAGAACCAGGCCAACGCCAACAGCAAGUCCGUCUGAAAGAGUCGACUCUCCAGUCAGCUGUCAAGUGUCUUCUAGAGAGGAUGUAAGAAUAUUCUAGAACAGUGCUCCAGGGUUGUACUUUCAUGAGUUGUCAGUGGUAGUCUGUUUAACAUUGCAUGGUCCACAAAUGUUAGGGCUGGUGUUCUGUAGCAACUUCCAGACCGCUAACAAGCCAAUCGAAAUGGCCAUUCUGACAGAACUUUUGAAGUAUCAUGGAAACAUGAAAAACUCCCCCUUCCCCCGCCCCUGCCAAUUAUUGCACAUAUUUAUGUGAACAUAAACUUAAAAGCUUCCUUAAGAAAAUAAAAAGUAAUUAUUUGUGGCAAUAAGGCUACCCUUUACGUAGCAGUUGCACUCAAUUUCUAUUUUAGGUAACAGAUAUUAUAUUUGUUUAAUAUAUAUAUUUAAGGUAUAGUGUUGAGAAUUUGUUCCACCGUACAUUCCAUUAAAUUGUCAAUUGCGCUUCAUCAGACUCAAACACAGCCGAUUGCAGAUGCUCUUUACUUGCAAUUUCCUUUCUCGCAAAAAGGGGAAUAAAAUCUGGUUGGGCCAGCACGUUUAUUCAGCUCAUCCUGAAUAAUUAGAAAGAGUGUGAAAGUUUUAAACCGUCAACAAUGGAAAUCUGUGCCACCACUUCAAUGUCAGAUUCAGUUUCUCCAUUUUAAAGCUGCAAGACCAUUGCAUUGUCAGAAGGCAAAGGAAGUGAUCGCCACUGGAUGUCAACAGUACCGUGUCCGUCGUCUUGGUAACCUUGUAUUCAUGUGGAAUUAUUGCUACAACUACAAAAAUGCGUUAGUAAUGCAUUGAACCCAUUCUUGUUGUGUGUCUUAUAUGUUUGGUUAUCAGGUUACAUGUGUCUUAUUUUCCGAUAAUAUUGUGAAACUGAUGUGUUAUUGCCAUAGUUAAAUAACCACCGAGAGAACAGCUGCAUUAAAUUGAUUGAAUACGCACGGAAAUGUGAUUGUUUCUGCUGUAAAGUAAGUCCUGUUACUUUGUUAUGAAAUGUUCAUAAUAUGAAGGUCCAGUUUUCAUAAACUCUAAUAAGAAAUCAUAAA